AUGUUCUGCUCCAGUUUAUUAAAGGAUACUUCAGAUAUUAGUUCUUGCGUGGCUACCUUUGGAAACUCAUCUUUUGAAAUCACCACUGAAUCUCCUGCUAGAUCAGCAAUUGGCUAUAGUGAUAUUGGUAUCUCACAAUCUAUGAAUGAUAAUCAACCCAUUUGGAAACAGUCAGGCGUUGGUACAUCGUCUCAACACAAUCAGUCCUAUAGUAAUUUACCACAGACACAUUGUGGAUCUCUUCGAGUUUCGGGAAGUCCGGUGGUUCAAGAAAAUCUUUCCCUUUUGGAUUUGGCUCUAAGUCCAAUUGUGAACUCUGGAAUUGGUUCAACUCUGCCACCGUUAGGUAGUGGAGAGACACAUGGACAAGGUUCAGGUAGUUUGCAUCGUUCUGUCACUUGGUCCUCUCCAUUUUUAACAUCAGGAACAUCACCUCGAUAUCAAUAUCAAGCUGCUUAUAUUCAACCUAUUAAUCUAUGUCAACAAUAUUUGAAUGAUUCACAAAAAUCUUUAUCUGGACCAGCUUUUAUUCCAAAUACUAUAACACCUGAUUCUGGGAAAAAUGAUCGUGAAUUCAAUGAACGUUCAGAAGAUGAGUAUUGGAUGGAAAAUCAAGUUAGCAAAAGCAAUUUAGACCGUUGGACUCUAAAUCUUCGUAAGUGGCUUCAUGGUACAAUUAUACGUCGUAUUGUCAAUGAAAUUGACGCAAUCAAUAAAAAUCUUGAAGAAGCCGGUGGAGAUAAAACUCUUAUUGGUUCCACAAGUUUAACUACACUUCAACAAUUAUCCUCUCUUAAAUAUCAGUAUUUACCAACACUACCAGUGUUGUUAGCAUUUCUAGAUUUUAUGAAAGAUCAAGGAUAUUUAGUUAAUCGAUUGCAUGAAUUGGCUAGAGAAAGUUGUCUUCAAGAGUUUCGUUGGGAUUCUGGAUCGAAAAGUACUGAAUGGCCAUGGAAAGAACAUUUACCAUCUGAUAGUAUAAUUUUAUUGCAUUUAUUUGCUACUUAUAUGGAUACACGUAUGCCACCACAUCCUAAAUGUUUAUCUGGUCGUGUAUUCAGCCAAUUGAAUGUUGUACGACUUCCAGAUAAACCUGAUUUAAAAAGCAAGCAUAAUUGUCAAUUUUAUCAAGUCUCUGUACAACCACCACAAUUCAAAUUGGUAUUAAAUGGUAGAAUAUACAAUUUUGUUCCGGGUCAGAAAAAUAUCUAUCAUGCUAUUUUACUAUUCUUACAUUAUUAUGUAUCUAGAAAUGAAAAAUUCAGAUCUGUUUCACUUGGUCCAUCAGGUUUAAAUGUUGCAUGGAUAUUUUCCAAAAAUUGAUUGGAUUUCUCUUCAUAUUAUGUCAUAUCAUAUAUGUUGUAUUCUCUUCCUUGUUACUACUACUACUACAACUGCUACAGCUGCUGCAAAUAUUUAGAUGUAUAUUAUUGUAUUAAGAAAUAAAUUUUUCACAACUUCCAAUGAGUUCAAUAAGCUUCAUUGUAUAUUUGCUUUUUUUUUCUGGACUUUUCUG
Messenger RNA from Schistosoma turkestanicum, 1516 nucleotides. NCBI's taxonomy places the organism in Eukaryota, Metazoa, Platyhelminthes, Trematoda, Strigeidida, Schistosomatidae. The record is from the annotation of a GenBank genome assembly.